UCAACCUUAUGUUGAACUUGCCGGUUUUGGUCACCUUAGCAAAAUUAUGUCUUGGUCUAUAGAUAACAAAUUCAUUCUCGCCUUAUGCGAAAGAUGGAGGCCAGAGACACACACAUUUUGGUUUCCAACCGGUGAGUGUACCGUGACGUUAGAAGACGUCUACAUGCUUUUAGGACUACGAAUUGAAGGCAAAGCUGUUAAUGGUAAGACCAACUUUCCAAAUUCAAUUUGCAUGGAGCUUUUAAACGUUGAUUUGUUAGAUGAUAAUGCUAGGGGACAAGGUAUACUACUUUCACGCCUAAAGUCAUAUUAUAAUAAUUUUUAUUUAGAUGAGCAUUCUACCGAAGAAGCUCGAAUCAUUAAAACUAGGUGUUACAUUAUGUUGUUACUAGGAUCCUUUUUAUUUCCCGAAGGUAGUGGUUCUAGCAUGCAUAUUAUGUACUUACCUUUACUUAGACAUAUAGAUAGAAUAGGUAGUUAUAGUUGGGGAUCCGCAUGUCUAGCCUAUCUCUAUAGUUCUUUGUGCAAAAACUGCCACAAAGAUACUUCUACAUUUUCUGGAUGUGCUGUUUUACUACAAGCAUGGGGAUGGUCAAGACUACCGUCUCUAGCACCGGUCAAUAGCAACCCCUUCACUUUUCCAUAUGCAAAAAAGUAAGUUGUUUAAAUUGCUAUAUCUUUACUUCCUUCCUUACAGUUUAUUACCCAUAACUAAUUUAUUUUAACUUUUUGGUGUAGAUGGUCGGCACGCGGUAUGAAUUACAGCAGAUGUCCGAGACACUGUAUUACUCAAUAUCGCAACCUGUUGGAUCACCUUCGACCGGCAGACUUCAUUUGGCGUCCAUACCUUAAUAUGGAUCAUGAGCAUCAGAUCAACCCUGAAGACGCAGCCGUAUGGACAACAUGCACACCAAUAAUACGGUUCACAACAGUGGAGCUGCACAACACCGAUCGUGUGAAGCUGCAGUUUGGUAUGGUCCAGAAUAUCCCAGAUCCCCCAGCUAGCCUAGGAGAAUGGCAUAUGCGUAAAGUGAACGACCAAUGGAACUUCAACCCUUGGCAACAAUUCGCAAGAUCAGAGUGUCGCAAGUGGAAGCACCGUCAUGACCAUGUCUUAACUGACGCAGUCAUGCCAAAUGAGGUAAAACCAAGUCGUACUUAUAUGGCUUGGUAUAGAUCAGUUGGAUUUCAAUUCAUCGCCGAUGAUAUGUACCUCUACGACCCACGCCAGACAACUUACACACAAGAAGCCUCAACAUCUAACCCCCACAACAUUCUCAUGAAAUCAAGGGAAUUAGUUAUUCUAAGGAUAAAUAUAAGUCAUAAUAGUGGAACCAUUAGGGAUUUUAACAUCUACACUAAAUAUGGGUUUAAGAAUGUGAAAGAAAGAAUGACAAUGGCACACAUGGAUCUGGUGCAAAAUGCUCUCAAGGAUGGCAGGCUCAAGUUUGCUAACAAGCAGAAACCGCGCCCAAAAGAGGAUGUUGAAACUAACAUUGAGGCUCUCUUUGUGGAGCUAGUAGACAUCAUGGUCGUGGACACAGUCGACGAAGCCGGCACUGAAGACAAUAAAUCAAGCUACAAAGAUCAAGCAACAAAGGCCUAUCCCAAACCUGAAGAGGAGUUGGUUAACUUUUUGAAUCAUUACAGGUUUAAAGCCAGUACUAUUUAG
Lathyrus oleraceus (garden pea) is the source of this 1672-nucleotide messenger RNA. RefSeq lists its product as uncharacterized. NCBI's taxonomy places the organism in Eukaryota, Viridiplantae, Streptophyta, Magnoliopsida, Fabales, Fabaceae. The transcript is spliced from 5 exons. The coding region runs from base 755 to 1672 and encodes 305 amino acids. The record is from RefSeq and is a predicted model, not a curated record. Gene Ontology annotation, biological process: meristem development; meristem maintenance.